AUGGACGCCUGGUCAAGCCCAUGGGGCGACGACAGUGCAACGCCACAAGCCUCGACGUCAAAGCAGGCCAAGGAAGUUGAUGACAUAUUUCCGACAAGGGUUGCACAAUUGUCGUCUCUCAACGCUUUCGACGCAUCCGAUCCGUGGGCCAACGACUCCGCGACACCAGUGCAAGAAUCCGAUCCAUUGCCGGUCAGCAGCGCCCCAUCUUCUACCCAGAAUAUCCAUACAACGGAUGAUGCCGCAGACACAAGCUUUCAGAGUACCUCCUACACCGUCACAGCUUGGGGCGAUGCUUCCACCAGUCCAGUCCGCGAGGCGCUCGACCCACCAACAACAACACCUGCAGCAAACCAUCUUCCUCCUGCCGACGAUUCAGAAACGAGGACGCGCCCUGAUCGACAGCAGUCCCUCUCAUCAUACGAUCCGUGGGCAGCCGGUACCUCAUCAGGCUGGGGCGACGAGCCAGGAGCGUCCUCUGCUACCUUUCCAACAACAGAGCCGGAGUCGUCUUCAACGGGCUGGGGAGCAAAUGAGAUCCCUUACUCUCCGCCGCGUGAUCUCGAGCAGCACUUCUCCGCAACCCACCUUGGGAGCCCAACCUCGAGCGCAAAUCCUUACGCAGCGCACGAAGCUGUGGAAAGGUCCAGCAAUGACCAGGCCAGCACGGGAACCGGACUGGAUGUCUGGGCAGCAGAAGCAUCUACCAGAGAAGAAAAAGCGCGUCGUCUCGAUCGAGAGGAGAUCGAUGAACUCAAGGUGGACGCUCGCAAGCUGAUCAGCAGCAUCAAAACAGACAAAGAAACGCAAGCUAGCUUUGCCAAUCCUAGCAGCACCCAAGAAGGGUGGACGGAUCUCUUUGGAAGCCAGGGCACCCAGCGAGACAAGCUGCAUCACCUUCAGACACCGCCCUCGGCACUCACGUCUUCGAGUGGUGCUCUCCGUGCCAAUGUCUUGCAAUCCAGUCCUGCAACGCUCAACCAGCUCCGCGGCUCUAUCGUAAAGACGGAGAAUCGCGGCGUCAAAUUAGCUUCGGCGGAAAGCAGUUCAAGCUGGCAAAGAGGCUCGCGACCCACAACGAAGACAGACUGGCUCCCGGAUCAGUUGACGGCCGAAGCAGACGGGCUUUCCUUUGGGGUCUCAAGCGCGGCAGCAAGCUCAAACACCUCCGCCACGACGUCUGGACCCGGCUGGACGCAAACAUCGAGCAACGAGACACGCUCGACCUCUGGCUCCGGCUUUCUCGCAUCUUUCUUCAAGGCACGGCAGGCAAGUGCGGCGAGCACUGCCGCUGCCCCAGACUCAGCUCCAAAGCCGGCAAGAAGCUCUACCUCGUCCUUCGAGGCAUCCCCAGGCAUGUCCUCGAACGCACAAUUCGAGCCGUACCAAGACACAGCCGGCAAGAGAUAUUCUGACGACCCAACAGGCCCCGACCUCUUGUCACUCGACACGGACACGGCAAGAGCUCCCACCGCGCCUUCAAAAGACACGCCGAGCGGAUCUGCGCAGGGUGCCGGGCUGCUGAGCAGGUGGAGAAACAGCGGCAUCUUCAAGGCGUCGGGAAAGAAGCAGAAUCCAAACUGGGCGUCGAGCAACUUGCGUGGAGACGACCUGGACUGGUUGGACGAGCAGGAGAGCGCCGACUCCAGGGUAGGAAGAUACCACUACAAUGAAGACGAAGAGGCGGACGAUGCAUUUAACAGCUCCCGGGACUCUGCACCACCACUGCCACCUUCGAAGGCAAAGACAGAAGUCGCGCCGGCAUCACAAGCGCUUGAUCCAUUCGACAAUUUGUUCGAUCCGGUACAGCCAAUGCCAAGCUUCAAUGCGAUGGCCAACACAACCGCGACAUCGUCGGCGCGCUCCAGCUUUUCUGCGAGUCGCAUGAGCGGCGACGGCGGCAUGGUGACCAUCAACACCAACCUGGGAAGGACAAACAGCUUCAGGAAGAGCGCUGCGUCGCCGCUACAGCCUCCGCCUCAGUCGCAGGGCGCGAGGAUGCCGUUCGCCCCGCCGCCGCGUGCCCACGCGGCUUCGCCAAACACAGUGCAAAAGCCAGCACCAACCACGCCGGAUCCGUUUGCCGACUUCUUGACCGACGCGCCUUCGCAGCCGACGUCAAACGCAAGUGGCUUCAAAGCACCUCCUCCAGCAACGACCACCUUCCAGGCGCCACCAACCAACGGCAAGGGUGGCGCGCUGACCGCAGACGACCUUUUGUUCUUCGACAGCCUUUGA
Molecule: messenger RNA, 2238 nt
Organism: Kalmanozyma brasiliensis GHG001
Lineage: Eukaryota; Fungi; Basidiomycota; Ustilaginomycetes; Ustilaginales
Exons: 1
Coding region: 1-2238 (745 amino acids)
Source: RefSeq, a predicted model, not a curated record